AUGCAGGUUGCCCGAAUGACGCCGGCGGCGACGGACAGCAUCGGCAAUCGUAACGGGGGAAGGGCGACUAGCGCUGGCAGAAAAUUCAAACGGCGCUUGGUGACCCAUCCCAGCCCGGGGAACGCAACCAACAUGAACAAAGCAACGACGCCAGUGGCGAUGGCGUGGGGAUCAGGCCAGCAAACCCUCGUCGCAUCAAACAAACUGGGGGGCAACAACGAGCGGCUUAGGAUGACGAGAAAUAUGGUAGGCCAUUCCUUGUGGCCGGAGCGCCAACGGCCUCCCUCGUCUACCAAGGCGGUCCAUCAACGUCUCGAUCCUAUCCAAGCGGUUGGGGUCGCCGAAGGGACGUUCAUCCCAGUUCCGGACAGCGUGCUCUACGAGCCCUACAGUAGGCGCCCCCUGAAGGCAAUAGAUCUGAGUAUUUGGCAGGACCAACUGAGCACAUUGAUGGUCGAGGACCUUCUGCUUCGAAAUUCCUCCUUCUCCAAGCUGUCGCUACGCGGAGCAAGACGAGGGGCUGACGUGCUGGCGUUGGUUGCUCGGCACUUCGGGCGCACCGUCACAGACCUCGAUGUAUCCGACUCUAAGUUGGUUGACGUCGAAUGGCUAAAGACGUUGGGAGCAGCAACAGAGUGCCCGGCCAUCGCCAGCCUUACCGCCGCGCGUUGUAGCGGCAUCACCAACAAGGGGGUCGAGAUCUUGGCUCGAAAGAAGGGCCCGUCCCUGCUGGCUCUGCGUGUUCCGGGGUGUGAAGCUGUGUCUGACGAUGGGGUAGAGUUUGUAGCAAAGCAUUGUAGUAACCUGUGCUCGAUUGAUCUCAGCGGGUGCCCGAGGGUACGAGACAGGUCCGUAUUCGCAAUCAGCGCCCUGACCGGCCUGCAAGACAUCGCUUUGGACGGCUGCGCCGAAGUGUCUGACGAUGCGUUCCGCCAACUCUUCACCAGCGUCACACAGCUGAAAUCUCUGUCCAUCAGGGGUUGUGCAAGUGUCUCGGAGGAAGGCUUGAAGUUCAUGCACGAAAUGCCGGUGCCGUGGGGAACCCGGAAGCACCGCAACUGCGCACUUCUUCACACGCUUCGCCUUGGACACAACAGCAACAUUUCAGACGAGUUCAUGAUGAUGGUGGCAGUCGUGUGUACGCAUCUUCGGGUGCUGGAAGUGACCUCGUGUCCUCUGGUCGGAGGCGACCAGGCGAUGGGAAAGAUUGGCGGCCUGCUGGAGCUGGAAGAGGUGACUCUGGAGGUGCUGCCGCGGGUUAGUGACCAGGGGAUCAGAGAGUUCUUCUGCGACCUGCCAAGAAGAGCGCUGAAGAGAUUGAGCCUGGUCGGGUGUACUAAGGUGACAGACGUCUCCCUCAAGUGCAUAGCGAAAAGCGCGCGUGCUCUUCAUGAGCUACGCCUCGAUCGCAACGUGAGCGUCACCGACCGCGGGUUGGGGUACCUGGCGAAGGGCCUCGCCGCCAACCUGCGGCUGCUUCAGGCGACGCACCUCGGGAUGAUCAAAGAUAGCGGGGUCCGGUUGCUCUCACGAAAAUGUCUGCAGCUUACAAACAUCGAUAUCAGCUACUGCCUACGCAUCUCCCCGGCCUGUUUUCUGGGUCUCCGCAGGCUUCGUUUACUGGAGUUCCUAGGCUUAUCAAGCUGCCACGGUUUAUUCAAUAGCGGUGAUAAUAGGAGCGGUAGCGGUGGUUUGUCCAGAGAGGUGCCACGCCGUGAAAUGUACCCGAUCGCCUCGGCACUUGACGCUGCUGAAUUUUACAAGCUUCGCCGCCUGGAGUUAGCCGACCAACCAGAUCUGACAGACGCAGCCUUGCUUGCCGUGGCGAAGCGAAACUGUCGGACGCUCGCGUUUCUCAACGUAUCGCGGUGCUCCAAGAUCACAUCCGACGGGGUCACCGAAGCGAUGAAAGUCCUCACAUCCCUGAAGCGGCUGGACGUCACUGGCUGCGACCUGAUCAAGACGGGUGACGUCGACAGCUUCGCUGGGUGCGUCGCGCCGGCGCUGCUCCUUAGCCGCGCGCAUCUUGACGCCAACGGCUUUGACGGCUUGCAUUGUUGUGCUAGUGCCGAGGACGCUCGCUCACGACGGGAGGCGGGAAACGCUGUACGAAGGGAAGAGCUCGGGGCAAGGGCUAUCCAGAGGGCGGUUCGAGGGUACAGAAAGAGGGAGAAGGAGGAAAACGAGGCUUCUUGGAAACACAGUCAACUGCACGCUGCGGCGUUGACUAUUCAGUUGUGGGUCCUGCGCAAUAUGGCGCGGAAGAUCUUGGCCGCUCGCGCCAUGCGGCGCGCCCGCCUGAUGAUCUCCGUGUUCAAGUGGCGACGGCGUACCAGGGAAGCUCGGUCCUGGAACCUCGCCGCCCACCACGGCGACAGGAAACUCAAGGCCCGAACGGUCCGGGACUGGCGGGCCUCCUGCGUCGAAGACAUGGCCGACGCCAGCGACCUCGCCGAACGGGGCGAGGUUUUCUUCGAGCACAUGGUGCUGAGCACCCACCUGAGGGCCUGGACCCGAUUCGUGGCGCCUCUGCGGGCACGGCGGGUGGCGGCCGAGGGCAGGGCCGACGCAUGCUGGCGAGCGAGGACGAGGGAGUCGCUGUUCCGGCGUUGGCAAGGCAACGUCCGGCGAAUCAAGUCGCGGCAGGCGAGGUGGGUGGGCGAGGUGCUCCUGACGGUGCUGCCCGUGGAGAUGCGGAAUUCCUGGCGGCAGAGGCCGGGGGUGGAGAGUGCGGUGGUGUUCCACCGCCGCCGCACGCUACGGAAAGCGUGGUGGGCGUUCUUGAGCUUGAACGAGGAGCUGGCAAACCUGCAGCAACGAUUCAGAACAUUCGACAGGGCAAACCGGCCGCGCGUUCUCCGCCGCAACUUCGCACGACUGCGAGAGGGCGCGCACCUCCAAAAGUGGAAACGAGAUGCAAAAGCCAAGGCGGACAAGGUGGCAACUUUGUCGCGUCAGCGCCGGGCUUUUCGAGGGUUGCACCAGGGCGCGGCUUUGGCGGCCUCCUCCCGCGUCCUGCGGGCCCGUGCCGAUACCUUUGCAACUCGAACGCUGGUUGCGCAGGGCUGGAAGAGUCUCCGGGAUCACCCUGCCGAGAAGAAGAUAUUGCGAGGAUUGAUUGAACUUUGGCAGCAACGAGCGACGAGCCACCGGGACGAAGUUCUGAAACGGAAGGGGGUGCGACGUCUCGAGGACCAGCUACGGCGGCACAUGCAGAUCAAGAUAAAGACAGCCAAGGUCAUGUCCAACUUCAUGACGACCACCAUCACUACGUGCUUCAUGGCGUGGAAGCACCACCACCGCACCCUCAAGAGCGCCUCCGCGACAAACAAGGCCCAGGAAAUCAAGCUUUUGCUCGAAAGGGUGUUCACCGGCUGGAUGGAGUGCACUGUCGGAAACGACGCCGACGAAGAAACAGGAGGAGGAGACGGCGUAAGCUCUGCCGCUGCCACCGCCAGACCUUCUGAGCUGGCUGCUCAAGAGCAGCCAGCGUCGGCUGUCGAGCUGUUGCUCGUGGAUGACAUGACUGUGCAAGAAGCACAGUACGCCUCAGAACCACAACCGCAGCAACAGCAUGACCCCGAACAGCAGCCGCAGGAGCCUCUCGACUAUCCAGAACAACACAAGGGCGAUGAAUCGGAACCUCCGAUGCAACAAGAAACCGCCGAGGAAAGCGAUGAUACCGGCACAGCAGCAGUCGAACAUCCGCCAGAAUGGGACCCCGCAGCGGUGUCGAUCCAGGCGGCGUGGCGCGGUUACUCCGCCCGCAAGGCGUACGAGGAGGAGAGGGUGACGAGGCAGUGGGCGGCCGUGAAGGUGCAGUCGUUCUUCAGGGCCAGAAGGGCGAGGAGACUCUUCAACAAGCAGAUGAGGUACAAGCACAUCCGCGACAUGGUCCGAGAGGAAAAGGAGGCGGAUGAGAUGGUCGUGCACGACCGGGAGAGCCUGAAGUUGAUGAAGUACGAAAGGGCUCUCUGCACGAUAGGCCGCGUUCUCCUUGGAUAUAAGGGGCGGAAGAUCGCCAGAGAGAGGAGACGCCAACUCAGGCUGGAAGAGGCUGGCAAAAGGUUUGCAGAGAGAGAGGAAGCGCUGCGGCGGCACGAAGAAACACAGCGGAGGCUGGAGGUCCUCCGGAAAGAUGAGCAACUGGCAGCAAUCAUCAUACAGGCGGCGUAUCGAAGUAGAUUGGCGCGGAAACGUGUCGCACGUAUCAAGGAAGACAACCGCCGCACGAGAGCGGCGACUAUGAUACAACAGAUGAUCCGCUUCAGGGGUGCUAGGCACGAGGCGGCGGCGAGAAAGCGGCACUUGGGACGUACUGCCUACGUCCACCUCGGCCGGCAGCGCCAGGCCCUCUUCCUCCGACUGGUCGGCCUAAGGAACCGCCGCUCCCAGAGACCGGCCAUCCGCCUACUGCGGAAGGUUGGCGCCGAUCUGAUGGGCUUCACCACGGCCAUCCGUAUCCAGCGGAAGGAUUUAAGGAAGGGGGCGCAGCUGGCGUGGCAGGAGCUCCAGACGCACAGAGAGGCGUUCAGGACCUGCGGGCGUGACGCUUACCGACGGAGAAACUUCGUCCGGGCUCAGCAGCUAGAAGACCUGGAGCGCAAGCGCAUCCGACGAGGAGACGCCGUUCAGAUCUUGAACCGCGAACACGAGUUCUGCGGGUUCACAGGGCGUGUCCUUCACGUGGACUCUAGGGACCCCGGUCGAGAGGUUGCAGAGGUCAAAAUUGAUGACGGCACUGCUCGCGUUGUCUUCGUCCGACUGCUGAGCCACGAGGUUGGGAGCGAAGACAUCCCGGUCGUCAAUAUGCUCAAGAUCAACCGACAAGAACUCCGUCAUCACGAACCGGAGGAGCUUGCCCUGGUGAGGGACGCCCUGCUUGCCUGGGCCGACCGAGAGCGGGAGAAGUGGCGCACCCAGCUCGCCGCGGUUGCUAUUCAACGACGAAUCCGGGGGUUCAUCGCGAGGCGCAGCACCGCACGGAGAAGAUACCGUCAUUGGACCCGCGAGCGCGCUCUGCGACUGACGUUUCUCCGGGCUCUCGAUGUCAACAAUGCUGCCACCUACCAGGCCGUGCGAGCUGCGGUGAUGAUGCGGGUGAUAAGAGCGACGGACGUGCCGACGAAUAUGCCAUGGAUCCCACCGGUGCCGCCGCGACUGGAAGAGGCUUUCAAGCGCCGGAGGCGCCGGAUCAUCCUCCAGGAGGAAAUACGAACGCGCACCGCCGAGAGAAUGGCCUUGGUCGACAAGAAUCCCAGGAAGCUGCAGUGGAAAACGCCCACGUACGGGCCGCUCAUCCGGCCCUAUAACCCGUACAAAGAGGCAUGGGCCCGACUGCUAUCCAAGGUGACGCACCCGUCCGCCCUUCCUGGAAUUUUCCAUUCCAUCGCGGGAUCGUCGUACAUGGAAGCUCUCGAGAUGAAGGCCCAGGCAAGAACGGUCUUCACGGGUGGCUUCCACUUCGCCGAGCUCGAGCAAAGCCCCCACGUCCGCACGGGGGGCCGAGCGUUCUUCCACGGGUCCUGGGCCUGCCCUCCCCCCCCCCCGGACAGCGACGCCUCCUCGACGUCCUCUUCCGAAGAAGUUACCGACUCUGACCUAAGAAAUAGGCCUGAAGUUGGCAGCAGCUCCGAGGACGAUGAAGACACGGGUUGUGUCGCGGUGGGGGAAGGAGAGGAGGGGUUCGAACUGGAGGGGCGUGAAGAUGAAGGGGGCGGGGCGGAUGUUGCUGGCAAAGGGGGGAUCAAGAGCAACAAGCGGCGAAUUGCUUGGGGGUGGCCGAAAACGAUGAAGAGUAAGAAAGUGUACAGCAGUGGUGGCGAUGAGGAUGUUGGUUUGGAGAGGAAAGGUGGUGAUCGUCACGACGGUGGAACGAACAAGAACAGAGAGAGGGAGGCAAAAAAGAAGAACAAGGACAGGAGGAGGAGAAAAAAGAAGAAACAGCGAAGAACGGGGAAAGAUAAAUCACAACCGCACGGGGAAGGCUACGUCGAGUUCUUGGACGGCUGGGGAGUUUCUCAGGAGGAAAAGACGCUGUACGUAACAGUGGUGUCGGGUCAGGGCCUCGCGGGAAACGACCGGUCGAUGCUUAUUCAACACUGCGAUCCAUUCUUUCAGCUCAAGUGCAACGGAAAGACCCACCACACCUCCACCAAGCACAAUACUCGGGAACCCAGGUACAACGAAACGUUUGAGUUCGAUGUGUCCAACCCGGAGUCAGUUCUGUCCCUGGAGUGCUGGGAAGAAGACACUUUCAGCAACAUCUACAUUGGUUCGAUCAUUAUACCACUCCGAGAGCUCUCGGACGGGAAGAAGUGGCUGCCCAAGGAGACCGAGGACGACGUAAGCAUCCGCAUCCGCCUCUCCAAGGCGGCCGUCGUGCUGCAGUGCUGGGCGCGCACGAUCGUGGCCCGGAGGGAGUUCUCGGAGGCCGCCGCGGAGUUUGCGGUGAAGGCGGAGUUUGCGUUCAUCGUGACGAGGAGGAUACAGAUGUGCUUCCGCCGUCACCGCGCGAGGGAAGAGCUGAGGGUGCGCCGAAUGCACUAUCGCAACGCCUGCAUCUUGCAGAAGUUUGCUCGAAGAAAGUUGGCGUUCAUGGAAGCGGCUUGGCGGAGGCUGUGCAGGGACAAGGCCACCAUCAUUCAGUGCUUCGUCCGGCAGUACUUGUCCCAGCAAGAGCUGGCCCGCCUGCGGGAGGCAAGGCGCAUCUUGGAGAGGGACAUGGCCACGAGGAUACAAGCCAACGCGAGGGGAAAGCUGGCGCGUAUGUUCGUGGCGGCCAAGCGAGCAGCAGCUCUCGCGGAAGAGGGAAAGACAGGAGAGGAACGAUCGUCCUCGGAGGACCGCGUGCGGUCGGUUGCCGAGUGGCUACCGACAUACGGCACGGACCCGUACUACGCCUCGAGGCGCAUCAGGCGCAUCACGGAGAGGGUCUACUUCAAGAUACUAGGCAAGGCGGGGUCCACUGUUGAGACACGAUUCGGAACAGCGAGUGUUUUGCGAUACCCAGCGAGGGUUUGCCUGUCUGAGGGGGCAGUGGACAAGGGAAGUGCCCUUAGAGACGCGAAACGCACGGUAGAGGUGCAAUGGAACGCCCACGCCGACCUGCACUGGCCACGCGAAGAACGUGAAGCCGUCUUCAAAAAAGCGACAAGGCAGUACUUCAGAGUCCGGUCGUCCCUGACGAGGGUGCUGCAGACUCUCACCCGUCGACGAUUCGCGAGGCGCCGCGGGGACUACCUGGCGAAAGAAAAGCGCUGCGUCAUCGCCGUCCAGUGCGCCUAUCGCUCUCGCAAGGCUAGGCUUGCCGCUGCCUACAAGCGCGUCAUCAGGACGGUGAAAGUUAGGGACAGCUCGGGCUGUUCGGACCCUCUGUAUGAGGCGAGGAAUUGCGUGGUGCUUGAUCCGUCGGACGAGGGUACCCUGUGGUCUUCGCCCUACGGAGAGGUGAAAGACCAAUGGAUCACGUUCGACCUGGGCGGAGACUACCCCGUAGGAGCAAUACGCCUUCUGGCCAUGGCGAACACGACAGGCCCGAAACUGCUGCGGAUUGAGUGCUGCAAGACGAAGAAGCAGGUCAGGGCCGGAGAAUGGACACUCGUGGGUUCUUUUCGAGCCGAGAACACCUCAGUAUGGCAACAAUUCGAGAUUCCGAGACGGCUGGAUGCCGUGAACAUCACUCGCCGGUGGAAGGUCACGUUCGUGUCUAACUUCGGAAACACUACGGCCGUAGCCGUCAACGGCGUUCAGGUACCAGUGGUAUCGAAACGGACGGCCGCUGGAGAACGAGACGCUCCCAAAGCUGGACAUUCGCCUCCACACGCCCCCGACGAUGGAAUGUCGCCCCUUCCGAUGCAUCCACUGCAAGCACGCCGCGAGUACGAGGAAACUUUCGCCGCGCGCUCCGCUUGGGAGGGAGUCGUGACCGCCCUGGAGGCUGACGUGAGGGAGGCGGAAGUGGCCAACGAUGAGGCCAUCGCGGAUCUAGAGAAAGCUCGGCUCGAGGUGACUCUAUGCGAAGCAGAGAGCAAGGAAAAGUUUAUUGUGGCGAAGGCUGACCUAACUGCCAAGACUAUCGCGCAAAGGGAUUCGGACGAACUGCUGAAAGCCGCACGGGAGGCAGUAAAUAACAAGCACAGGGAGCUGUUGAAAGCGGCCCGCGACGAUCCCUUGAAGAUCCGGCAUGACUUCGAGGGCUUGUACGAGUGCCGGCUCUCCAACAUCAGGGGGGGCACCAUCCUGCGCACGGUCUCGUCGUACGGCAUCUACGUCUUUGCCAGGGACCCUCCGCCGCUCAGGCUUAAGGUGCAAGCCUUGUACGUCCCCAAGGAGAAACUGCGGAGAAGGUACUGGCCCAAGUACGCCUGGGCAUUUGGAUGGUUCACGCACGGCAAAAUCGGCGGGGACGUCCUGAUCAAAUUUCAUGACGGAGCCGUGUACGACGGCCCGUACGUGCUGGAGGCGUGUUUGAGCCUGAGAGGAAGCAUACCCCCGGAGGCGCGCGAGCCAGGGCAUUGGGGCACGUGGAUCACCAAGACCGGCUGGAUCUACGAGGGACCGUUGGUAGACAACCAUUUCGACAAGGACUGCGUGACGGGAGUGUACCGACUCACCUCCCCCGGUGGCGAGGUGUACGAGGGAGAUUUGUUGGACGAAAGGCGGCACGGGGUGGGGGAAUACCGUUACGCCGACGGCACCGUGUACAGCGGAGAGUGGCACAGGGGCCAACGGCAAGGCUUCGGAACGCUUAUCUCCCCGACCGGGGCCGUCUACGAGGGAGAUUUUGAUCACGAUCUAAUCCACGGGGAAGGAUUGUGGAGUUGGCCCGAUGGGUCGUCUUACGCCGGGCAGACCAAACAUGGCGUCCGUGAGGGAAAGGGGCUCUACGUCACCCGGAUGAGGGACGCCUUCUUUGGCGAUUUUGCGAACAACAAGCCAGACGGCGACAUCAUCGCUUACUACUGCGAUGGGUCCAAGCACACCGGGACAUUCCGAGAAGGGACUCGCCACGGGAGAGGCACGGCGCAGGAAGAGAACGGCAACCGUGUGAUCGGCACGUGGGACAAGGAUAAGCGGGAUGGUGUCUUCGAGCUGAGGACCCCGGUAUUCAUCUCGGAGACCCAGGCACAUGAGGACGAGAUCCGGACUGGGUUGUGGGAAGCGGGCGAAUUUGUGGAGUGGCUGUCGCCGCCGGUGUACCCUCACGCGACCAAGCAGUUCUACGAAAUGUUUGAGAACGACGACAGCCAGUACGACGGUGUCUACGCCAUGUUGGUGGCGAAGAAGCUGCCUCACCUGCCGAGAGGGGUUGACCCUACCAACCUAAGGGUCAUCGCCUGUGUCCAUCGCAUCGCGGCUGAAGCGGGCGCCCUGUGUGCGUCGGACAGCAUCGCGGACGCCAAGGAACAGGUUAAGGCCGCUGAGGCACCGCACAGUGCAGCGGUGGUCAGGCUCCAGUCCGCGCAGGCACUCGAGCGCGUGUGUGUGCAGGAACAUUUGAAAAAGAAGGAGGCGACAGAUCACUUGGAGAGCAAGCUAGAGGCGCUCGUGGCGAACCGAGACAAGCUGGAGGCCGAGGUAGAGCAGUUCUACACAGACGACCCCGGCCGGACGAGAGAGCUCUUCCACGAGGCCGUCGAGCGGCUCAAGACCAUAGAGGGCUCUGAGUGGUUCAUGGUCCGCAACUACGACAAGCCGCCGCCGGUGCUCGCCACGCUCAUGUCGGCCGUUUGCACCCUGGUGCUUGUGCGGGACAGCUGGAAGAGCGCCAGGAACAUGGUGGGGUCCUCCGUACAGAACAUGGAGGAAGGAGACGAGGAAGCGCUGGCGGUCAAGUACGAUUGCAAGCUGGUCUACCGCCUCGAGAACGAGUUCAGCCCCUACACCCGUUGCGACGCCCAGGACGUGAUGCUCAAGCUGGCGCAGUUCGUCGUGGACCCCCGCUUCCAGGGCGGAAGCCUCUUCCUCAAGCUCUACGGAGACGCCCUCGGCCCCGUCGCGGACCUCGUCAAAACGGCCUACAACUACAUCAUCAAGGCCGCGGAAAUCAAGCCAAGAAAGAUGGCCAUCGCUGGCGUGGAAGGGAACAUCACCUACACGAGCACUUGUCUGGAGCGAGAAAGGCAGGAACAGGAGGAGCUACACAAGCAGGCUCAAGACAAAGUGGCAAAGAGGGAACUGGCAGAAGCUGCCGCGGAGAAGGCCCGCCUGAAGAUUGAACAGGCCAGGGCUCUGCUAGAGGAAGCGAAAGCUCUCGUCACGGUUUACGUGGCGCCGAGAGACGAGCUUGACCCAUACGAGCGGCUGGAGAUGGAGCUGAAUCCUGAGUUGACCAAGGUAGAGGUCGUGCUGGAGCUGCUGGGCUUGCAAGUGGUCGAGCGGCUAAAGAGAGAAGCCCCCACGGAGGUUGCGGCGUUCAAGGUGGAGGACUACAUUUCCGCCCAAACGGAACAGCAGAUUCUUACAUUCAUUGCGGAGGGGGGCGUAUACGCCUUCGCAGCCGGUGCCGUUAAGUGUCUGGACGACGCCAAGGUCGCAAGUGCCAAGUCGGAGAUAACUGGCAAGUGCAAGCGCAGCAUCAACGCCUGUCUGCACGACAAGCCACCGAAUAAGGGCGAGUGGAAAUCUCUCCAAGGGGCAAGAGUGAACCAGUCACACCUCGAGACGAUGCUGGAGGAGAAAUGGGCAGAUUUCCUGCGUGCCGAAGCUGUGAAGGAAGCGGUCACCAAUUGGACGGAAGCAUUUCCAGAAGAGGGCGAGGCGGCGUACCAAGCGCUACUGUCCGUGUCCAACAAGGCGCUGUCGGAACUGCGGAAGGCGGAGGCGCAGCUGUGGUUGGACAACAACGAGGAUCAGUCCGCCGACAUGCAGUGGACGCUGGCCAGGCAAUUCGAGGAGGAAUGGCCAGAAAACACAGCGGAGGGAUGCGUACAGGUGCUCGACACCGCCACCUAUGGGCCGGAUGUUCGGCUCCAGGCUUCUUCUUGGGAAAGGCUAAACCUCGACGCGGUAAGGCAAUAUCGUGCUGACACUCUGGAGCGGCUCGCGAACGACUUUGCGGUCAUGUGGGAAUCAGAGGAGCAGGCGGCUCGCGAAGUGAUCGCCAUCCGAGAGAGGCAGGACGAAUUCCAGGGACCAUACGCCGAGGCCUGGGCAUCUUUCCACCUGGGGGCGAUGGUGGCUGCGGAGGGGGAGGCAGCCAAGUCGAGAUCUGAAGCCUUUGAAGACAUGAUAUAG
Molecule: messenger RNA, 11238 nt
Organism: Ectocarpus siliculosus
Lineage: Eukaryota; Phaeophyceae; Ectocarpales; Ectocarpaceae
Source: the annotation of a GenBank genome assembly